AUGAAUGACAAUUCUCAAUCGUCAUAUAUUAAUAUGUCUGCAUAUGUUGCAUUAUCAUGUUUAAUAGCAUUUGUGAUCGUUAUAACAAUAUGUCUUGUUAAACAAUUUAUAUGGGAUCCAUUAUUAUCAAAACGUUUUGAAAUUCUUCGACCUGUUUUAUCUGAAUCAGUUUAUAAAUUAUCAUCAUCAUUUUAUCGUCCACAAUCAAGUACAACAUCAAAUAUAUCACUAAAUAAAUCUUUAUCAGAUACAUGUGUUAAACUAAAUGAAUCUCCAUUAAUAACAAAUAAAAAUUUUAUAACUAUUCCACAAAAUUUACCAUCAACAAAUAAUCCAAUAAAUAAAAAUAUACCACGUCGUUCAUAUGGUUCAGCAUCUUUAAAUCCAUUUGCAUAUACAAAUUUUGGUACUGAUGAAUUAAUUGACGACAAAAAUCAAUCUUUUCCAAUCUUACACUUUAGUUGUGAAUAUAAUCCAUCAACAUUUAGUAUUAGAUUAAAUGUACAAAAUUUACGUCAUAUGAAUUCAUUAUUAUUAUCAUCAAAUUAUAUACUCAAUAAGGAUGCUUCUAUAUUUUUAAGGUUUAUAAUAUUAUCUAAAACAAUAACAGGUGAACCAUAUGAAACAACAUUACAACGUUAUCAAGAUUUUAUACGUUUUGGUGAAACAUUUAAUAUAUUGAGUAAUAUUAAAGCUGGAGAUGUACUUAAUUAUGAUAUUAAAUUUUAUCUUAUGGUACUAAAAGAUAAAAAUAUGUAUGAAAUAGGUGAAGCGAGUUAUUCAACAAAAGAUGAUCAAUUAACACAUAUUUUAUAUAUUGAACGAAUAUUACCAAUUCGUUUAGGGAAAAGAUUAAAAUCAGCAACAAGCGAAGAUAAUGAGUAA
Adineta steineri is the source of this 885-nucleotide messenger RNA. NCBI's taxonomy places the organism in Eukaryota, Metazoa, Rotifera, Eurotatoria, Adinetida, Adinetidae. The record is from the annotation of a GenBank genome assembly.